This is a messenger RNA of Stegostoma tigrinum, 834 nucleotides long. It is a transcript of the gene leng1, whose product is annotated as leukocyte receptor cluster (LRC) member 1. The record is from RefSeq and is a predicted model, not a curated record. Lineage: Eukaryota; Metazoa; Chordata; Chondrichthyes; Orectolobiformes; Stegostomatidae.
GCGAUUUUUUUCCCUCUCUCUGCACGGUAGGAGGUGCCAGCGGAGGAGCGGUUUAAAAGGAAAGGGCCUCCAUUGCCGCCCCCCGCGCCCCGGUGGCCCAGGAUGAAUAUCCUGCCGAAGAAGAGCUGGCACGUCCGGAACAAGGACAAUGUGGAGCGGGUCCGCCGGGACGAGGAGCGGGCGGCCGCCGCCGAGCGGGAGCUCAAGGCCAGAGCGGAGUUGGCCGAGAGGGAGGCGCGGACAGAUCUGCUGAGGAACCGAGCCCGGCGGUCCCUGCCCGAUCCCUCGGAGGCGCCGCGAGACCUCGAGCUGUUCGGCAGCGGUGGGCAGAGCCUGAGGGCAGGCAGCAAGGAGCUCGAGGCAGAGAAACGCCAGGAGAAGGAGAGACGGGAACGGGCCCUCGGAAUCCUGGUCGCCCUCGGUGGCAGCGCUUCCUCUGCGCAGACAGUGCUGCCCUGGUACGAGGAGGUGCCACGCGGCUCCAGGGAAGGGGAGAUGGGUGCCGAGGAGAGGGACAUUGAGAGGAAGGGGAGGCUGGAUCCGCUGGUCUCCAUGAAGGGGCUGCUGCGGGCGGGAGAGCGCAGGAGGGAGGGAGGGCGGGGAGGGAGGGCGGAGACGGGGAGGGAGGGCCGGGUGGCCCCCGAGCUUGCAGAGGGACUCCGGGCAGAGAGGCUGAGGAGGGAGGCGAGGGAGAGGGAGCGCGCCGAGGCACUGCUGCGCGCUCACUCCCAGUCUGGCCAGCAGGAGGCGACGCCGGAGCCCAUGGACGAGCGGAAGAGGGCUUACAAUUCCCAGUUCCACCCCUACCUGAGGCAGGGGACAGGGAGGAGGUGA